Molecule: messenger RNA, 2522 nt
Organism: Morus notabilis
Lineage: Eukaryota; Viridiplantae; Streptophyta; Magnoliopsida; Rosales; Moraceae
Product: serine/threonine protein phosphatase 2A 59 kDa regulatory subunit B' gamma isoform
Exons: 2
Coding region: 500-2137 (545 amino acids)
Biological process (GO): signal transduction
Cellular component (GO): protein phosphatase type 2A complex
Molecular function (GO): protein phosphatase regulator activity
Source: RefSeq, a predicted model, not a curated record
AGCAAUAUGGUUUGCACUUCGUGAAGAAGGGAGAGAAUAUAAUAAGCGCUGCUGUGUAUGGAAAAGGCAUUUCCUUUUCUUCGCUUAUUAUUUUAAACUUCUCUCCUUUUGAUAUUUCCUCGUAGUUUUUAGUUCGGAUUUCCUGGGGUUUUUCGCAUUUUCUCGCGUUUUCUUUCACUUUCCCGUACCCCUAACAUCACGUCCACAAUGUAAGUUAUAACUUAAUACUCUCCUUUUUCAAUUUCUCCAGAAUUCACUCUCUCUUCCGCUCAAUUUAAGUUACUCUUCGUUUCUGAAAUUACAAGGCUUUUCAUUGACAAGAGAAACAGCUAGAGUAUUAGUGUACAGCUUCUGAUUAGGGUUUUAGUUGCCUUGAACACAAUUUCGCCCUCUGUAAAAUGAUUUGAGCAAUAUUUAGACGGUAGUAGAAGAAUCAAGCUUGAUAUUUGUUGUCUUGAAAUAUUCAGGGUUUAGGAUUAAAAAAGAUAGUUUUGUAGAUAUGAUCAAACAAAUACUGGGUAAGAUUCCUCGAAAACCCUCAAAAUCAACUCAAGAUGAUUCGUACGGCGAUGGAGGGGUCGACAAUGGCUAUUCUUCAGUGAACUCUUAUAAUGGGCCCAAUUCGAGUAACGGCUUGAAACCCUCUUCGACUCAGUCGAAAUCUUCGAUUUCGGGUUUGGGCAUUUCCCGCUCGAGUAAUGGGACUAUUGCUGGUGGGAACAAGUCGAAUCAAGCGAAGAAAUCGGCUGCCAGUGUAACCCAAGUGGAUCCCUUGUUGGCUUCAGGGGGGUACGAGGCUUUGCCAAGUUUCCGAGAUGUCCCAAGUUCAGAGAAGCAGAAUCUGUUCAUCAAGAAACUAAAUAUGUGCUGCGUGGUAUUCAAUUUUAGCGACCCCGUGAGCGAUCUUAAAAAGAAGGAUAUCAAGAGGCAAACUUUGCUUGAGCUUGUGGAUUACAUUUCGUCAGUGAACUCCAAGUUCAAUGAGGCGGUGAUGCAAGAGAUAACACAGAUGGUGGCAGUCAAUUUGUUUCGGAUAUUCCCAUCUGCGAGUCAUGAGAAUAAGGUUCUCGAAUCGUAUGACUUGGAAGAAGAGGAACCGACCAUGGAACCUGCCUGGCCACAUAUUCAGGUUGUGUAUGAAUUCCUGUUGAGAUUUGUGGCUUCAUCCGAGACCGAUGCCAAGCUAGCCAAAAGAUAUGUGGACCACUCUUUUGUGUUGAGACUGUUGGACUUAUUUGACUCUGAGGACCAAAGAGAGAGGGAUUACUUGAAGACAAUCCUCCACCGGAUUUACGGGAAGUUCAUGGUGCAUCGGCCAUUCAUUAGGAAAGCUAUCAACAAUAUCUUCUAUCGUUUCAUUUUCGAGACUGAAAAGCACAAUGGGAUUGCAGAGUUGCUCGAGAUAUUGGGAAGCAUAAUCAACGGGUUUGCUUUGCCUUUGAAGGAAGAGCACAAGUUGUUCCUUGUCCGUGCUUUGUUACCUCUUCAUAAGCCGAAGUGUGUGUCAAUGUACCAUCAGCAGCUUUUGUAUUGCAUUACUCAAUUUGUGGAGAAAGAUGUCAAGCUUGCAGAUACUGUUAUUCGGGGUCUUUUAAAGUAUUGGCCUGUAACUAAUAGUUCAAAGGAGGUCAUGUUCCUAACUGAAUUGGAAGAAAUUUUGGAAGCCACUCAGCCAGCCGAGUUUCAGCGCUGCAUGGUCCCUCUAUUUCGCCAAAUUAGUCGUUGCCUCAAUAGCUUUCAUUUUCAGGUAGCUGAACGUACAUUGUUUUUGUGGAACAAUGAUCACCUAAGAAAUUUGAUAAUCCAGAACCGCCAAGUGAUUCUGCCUAUGGUCUUACCAGCUCUGGAGAGAAAUACACGGAAUCAUUGGAAUCAAGCUGUUCAGAGUUUGACAUUGAAUGUGAGAAAAAUAUUUUCAGAUGCUGAUCAAGCAUUGUUUGAUGAAUACUUGGAGAGAUUUCAAGAAGAUGAAGUCAAGGAUAGGGAAACACAGCAGAGGCGCGAAUCAACCUGGAAGCGCUUGGAAGAUGUGGCUGCCUCCAAGGCUGUAAGCAACGAAGCUGUUCUUGUCUUGAAAUUUGCAUCCUCUGUUGCCAUUACUACCAGCCCAAAGGCACGAGCUUCUGCUGGUAGUUGAAAUUCCCACCAGUUGAAAAUUGUGAAUUUUACCCUGAUCAACUUUAACCAAAAGUGGUUGAAUCUAGAAGCUGGUUUGUAGAGAUCAUACGGCCUCAAUUCCCUCAAGUUCUUUACGACUCCUACGCUAAGAGGGAAAUACUGAAAUUUGAAGGUCGAGUUUUGUGGAUAUCAUAACAAUUGCAUUGUUUUUGGGUUUUAGAUUAUGUUCCUCUUCAGCCAUGGAGAUGUGUAUUAUAAGGAAUUUGCUUUACAGAGAUAUGUCCUUAUAAUAUUUAUUGUAUAAUGCAAGGAAAAAUUAUCAUCUUGUAUUUCUUUUUUGCCGUUGAUUCAAGCGAUAUACUCCUAUGGAAUAUUUAAAGUAAUUCAUCCCAUGCUUGGGAAAA